Molecule: messenger RNA, 2366 nt
Organism: Medicago truncatula (barrel medic)
Lineage: Eukaryota; Viridiplantae; Streptophyta; Magnoliopsida; Fabales; Fabaceae
Product: putative wall-associated receptor kinase-like 16
Exons: 3
Coding region: 45-2267 (740 amino acids)
Biological process (GO): cell surface receptor signaling pathway; protein phosphorylation
Cellular component (GO): plasma membrane
Molecular function (GO): ATP binding; calcium ion binding; protein serine/threonine kinase activity
Source: RefSeq, a predicted model, not a curated record
UGCUACAAAAAAUUACAAGGAACUACUCCAUUGAAAUAAACGGAAUGAAACUGAACAGAAACCUCACGCAAUUAUGCACAAUUUUAGUAGUUACAAUAUCCAUGGUAACAAUAGUAUUUGCAUCCAAUGAAUCCCUUUCUUCAUCCUUACCCGGUUGCAAAAACACAUGUGGAAAUGUCAAAAUUCCAUUUCCAUUUGGAAUAUCAGAUUCAUCAAUACCAAAUCAAGGUCCCUGUUACCUAGAGCACAAAUUUGAACUCAUAUGUGAAAAUGACACAAAAUUACUUUGGGGCAAUGUACAAGUGCAUAACAUAAACAUCCUCCAAGGAGAACUUGAAGUGUCAUUUUUUGUCUCCGGUUAUUGUGGUGGGGAAAAUUCCAAUGUACCCACUUUAGACACUGCCGUUUUCAGGAUAUCAAGCACUGAAAACAAGUUCAUAACGGUUGGUUGUGACAGUUACGGUUAUCUCAACAGUAUUUACAACGAAGAAACAUAUUCAACCGGUUGCUUAACAAGAUGUUAUGGUAAUCGGAAUCAAAUUGAAAACGGAACAUGUUCGGGUAUUGGUUGUUGUCAAGUUGAUAUUCCACAUAUGAUGAGGAAUAUAAGUGUACAAGUUUCUGAUUUUCCUAAUUCCACGGAUUCUUUGGGGUGUAGUUAUUCAUUUGUUGUUAAAGAUGGAUCCUAUAAUUUUACUGUUUCUCAUUUGGAUAAUUUUCCUUAUAAGAUGCUUCCAUUGAUUCUUGAUUGGAGUGUGGGAAAAACUUGUAAGGAAGAUGAAUAUGCUUGCAAGAAGAAUAGUGAUUGCAUUGAUGUGGACAUUGAUUUUGGUUACCAAUGUAAAUGCAAGGAAGGUUAUGAAGGAAACCCGUAUCAUCCAGAUGGCUGCAUAGACAUCGACGAAUGUAAGACAUUGAAUAACACAUGCAUAAGUGAAAGUCAUUGUCGCAACACGGAUGGGUUUUACGAAUGUUUUUGUCCUAAUGGACAAUCUGGAAAUGGAACAUUGGAAGGAGGUUGUCAUAGACGAGAUAUUGUUACCAAGGUUGCCAUUGGAUCAAGUGCUGGACUAAUAGUCCUAUUUGUGGCGGUUUCAUCUCUAUACUUGACGUACCAAAAAAGGAAACUCAUCAAACUAAAGCAAAAAUUCUUUCAACAAAAUGGUGGUUCUAUUUUGCUACAACAACUAUCAACAAGAGAAGACACUUCGCAAUCAGCUCAAAUAUUCACGGAAGAGGAACUUAAGAAAGCCACCAAAAACUACGACGAAAGCUUAAUCAUCGGUAGAGGAGGUUUUGGUACAGUUUUCAAAGGAAUUUUGCCCGAUAACAAAAUUGUCGCUGUCAAAAAGUCCAAAAUAAUAGACGCAAAUCAGAUCGAGCAAUUCAUUAAUGAGGUAGUUGUUCUGUCCCAAAUAAAUCAUAGGAACGUUGUCAAACUUUUAGGGUGUUGUUUGGAGACAGAAGUUCCUUCGUUGGUGUAUGAAUUUGUUAGCAACGGAACACUUUUUGAUUUCAUACAAAAUUGUAAAGAUAAAGCAAACAAUCCAGCAUGGAAAACACGUUUAAGGAUAGCAGCAGAGACAGCUGGUGCUUUAUCAUAUCUACAUUCAGCUGCAUCAAUUCCAAUUAUCCAUAGAGAUGUUAAGAGUACCAACAUUCUCUUGGAUGACAAUUACACUGCAAAAGUUUCCGACUUCGGAGCUUCAAGAUUGGUUCCACUUGAUCAAACCGAGAUAGCGACAAUGGUACAAGGAACUCUUGGAUACUUAGAUCCAGAGUAUAUGCAAACACAUCAAUUAACCGAAAAAAGUGAUGUGUAUAGCUUUGGAGUAGUUCUUGCAGAGCUUCUAACAGGUGCCAAACCUCUUUCUUUUAACAGGCCAGAAGAGACCAUUAGUCUUGCUAUGCACUUUUUGUCUUGUUUAAAACAAGAUAAACUUUUUGAUGCUAUUCAAGUUGGAAUUUUCAAUGAUGAAAACAAGAAAGAGAUUAAGGAGGUUUCUAUUCUUGCUGCAAGGUGUUUAAGACUUAGAGGUGAUGAAAGACCUAGUAUGAGGGAAGUAGCUAUGGAGUUGGAUGGCAUAAGGUUAAUGGAGAAGCAUCCUUGGAAUGAUACAGAGCAAAAUUUUGAGGAGAGUCAACGCUUACUUCAUGAGGCAUCUUGUAGUAUCUACAAUGAAACUGAUGAUAGCUAUAACCCUGGAUAUAGUGGGUAUGAUAGCUUGAAAGAUCAGCCAUUGAUUGUCUUGGAUGAUGGAAGAUGAUUGUGAUAUAUAUAUACCUUUCACUAUAGGAUCAAUUGAUUUUGAAAGGGUUGGUAAAAAGACUUUCUAUUGUGAAUGAUUGACCUAAUAAAUUUUUUA